Messenger RNA from Rotaria sordida, 603 nucleotides. Lineage: Eukaryota; Metazoa; Rotifera; Eurotatoria; Philodinida; Philodinidae. The record is from the annotation of a GenBank genome assembly.
AUGCCUUCUAGAAUUCGAUCAAAAAAGAAUACAAUCGAUCUUCGACCAAUUCCAAUUCGAGGACCAAAAAAUGACAGUUAUCAAUGGAAAUUGAUAGCUUUAUUAGAAUUGAAUGAAAAAGGUCAAUUUAUUUUACCAUUCUCACGAAGAAUGGUACAUAUUGAUUGUUUUCUUUGGCCAAGAAGUGAUCCUAAUCUUCCUCUACCUGGCUAUCGAGAAUGUGGUUGUAUAGAUUGUGAAAAUAAAACGUGUUUAGAUCACAUUCUUCAAGAUGAUGAUGAUGAUAUUGAGUCGCCAUAUGGCAACUUACAUCUAGAAGAAAUAUCUAUUCGUUCAGAUGAGAAAAAUAAUAGUGAUGAUAGCCAUUCAUCAAAAGAUGAUAAUGAUAAUGAUGACAAUAAUAUAUCUGAAUCCUUAUCAUCAUCAAUAUCAUUCAAUCAAUUUAACAUCAAUAAUGAUGAGGAUAAUGAUGAUAGUAAUGAGAAAGAAUAUUAUAAUGAUGACAAUAAUGAACUUUCUAGUUCUCGUGAACUACCAACAAUUUCAACAGCAACAUCUCCAUUUCUAUGUGAUCCUUAUGAGUCUUAUGAUUGGGAAUGUUGA